Molecule: messenger RNA, 2595 nt
Organism: Haliotis rubra (blacklip abalone)
Lineage: Eukaryota; Metazoa; Mollusca; Gastropoda; Lepetellida; Haliotidae
Product: transcription initiation factor TFIID subunit 5-like
Biological process (GO): transcription initiation at RNA polymerase II promoter
Cellular component (GO): transcription factor TFIID complex
Molecular function (GO): protein binding; RNA polymerase II general transcription initiation factor activity
Source: RefSeq, a predicted model, not a curated record
CGACCGGAUAUAGGAGAGUGCUUGCCAAAAUGGCGGACCCGCCAAGUAUGGAGGACGCCAAAGUUGAUAUAUCUGAAAAACAGACGUUACUUGCAGUGUUGCAAUUUCUUAAGAAACAUAACCUAAAGGAAACUGAGACUUUGCUGAAGAAAGAGGCUAAAGUCAGUGAUGAAGAGUUCAAGACAGAAGACAGUGGGCCCAGUGCUUCAGAAGUCUCUCAUGCUUUAGCAGCUUACAAGAGUGAUGACGAUCCAAGCAUCUAUGAAGAUCUGUACACUGACAUCAAAGCCUUCAUUGAUUCCUGUCUUGAUGUACAUAAGGUGGAGCUGGCUACCAUCUUGUAUCCAGUAUUUGUGCACAUGUAUCUGGAGCUUGUCUACAAUGACCAUGAACGCCUGGCAAAGCACUUCUUUGGCAAGUUCUCCCUCGACCAAGAGGAGUAUUAUAAAGAGGACUUGAUGAAGCUGUCCACUGUAUACAAGAAGGAACACAUGGCUGGCAACCAGCUGAUGGAUAACUUUAAAUCAAGCAAGUUUGUCAUCCGGAUGUCACGUGACUCCUAACACCUCAAGCGCCACCUGCAGGAGAAACAGCUCUCACGGCUUCUAAACAUCAUCCAGGAGCAUCUCUUCAUAGACGUGUUUGAUGGAAUCCCCCGCAACAAGCAGCAGAUUGAUGCAUCCAGUGGGGGCCUCCUUGGGGAGUCGGACAGGGAAGCCAACAAGGUGAAGGUGUACUACGGGCUACUGAAGGAGCCAGAUCUCAACAUCCCCCUGGAAGAGGAUGACGACACUACUGAGGGGGAGGGGGACAAGCCAAAGAAAAAGAAGCCGAAGAAAGACCCUCUAUUGAUGAAAAAAUCCAAAAAUGAUCCCAAUGCUCCAUCCAACACAAGAAUUCCACUGCCAGAACUAAAAGACAUGGAUAAGAUAGAGAAAAUCAACGCAUUCAGAGAAGCCAUGAAGAGAGUGAAAGUAGAUCGGGAGCACAUGCCAUCUGUGUGUUUCUAUACACUGCUCAACUCCUGUCAGGGCGUGACGUGCAUUGAGGUGUCGGAAGACUCCAGUCUCAUCAGUGUGGGAUUCAAUGAUUCCUUCAUCCGUGUCUGGUCCAUCACUCCUGACAGACUCCGCUCUCUCAAGUCUCCAACGGAACUCGAGAUCAUAGACAAGGAGGCUGAUGAUGUACUGGAACGUAUGAUGGACGAGCGGUCAGCGACAGAGAUCAAGACCCUCUGUGGUCACAAUGGCCCAGUGUACUCGGUCAGCUUCAGCCCAGACAAACACAACCUGGUCUCCGCCUCUGCUGAUGGAACCAUUCGUCUGUGGAGCUUACAGACGUGGACCAACCUGGUGUGUUACAAGGGCCACAACUACCCUGUCUGGGAUGUGAAGUUUAGUCCUCAUGGGCACUACUUUGUGUCGUGUGGACAUGACCGGACAGCCAGACUGUGGUCAACUGAUCACUACCAGCCUCUCAGGGUAUUUGCAGGUCAUCUCUCUGAUGUGGAUAGUAUCCAGUUUCACCCCAACUCCAACUACGUUGCCACAGGCAGCAGCGACAAGAUGGUGAGACUCUGGGAUGUGCAGAAUGGAAACUGUGUGCGAGUCAUGUCAGGACAUAAGGGAGCAGUGCAUUGCCUUUCUUUCUCUCCAGAUGGUCGUACUGUCGCUUCAUCAGGUGUGGACCAGGUGGUGAUACUGUGGGAGCUGGCUAGUGGCACCAUGCUGGCACAGAUGAAGGGGCACACGGACACUGUGUACUGUCUCUGCUUCAGUCGGGACGGGGCGAUGUUAUUUUCAGGUGGUUUGGACAAUACUGUACGAAUAUGGGACAUCAAGAAGAUCUACGAGGAGCUGGACUCUGACUCAGAUGCUAACAUUCCAAGCACAUUGCAUGUCAAUGACAGCCCUAACCUACUGAUAACCACCUACAAGACAAAGAGCACACCGGUGCUGCUCCUCCACUUCACUCGACGCAACCUGCUGCUGGGCAGUGGAGCAUUCUCCAUCACUUGAACCUGUGCACACGAGGAUCAACUGAUGUCUCAUUAUAGAGGAAGGGUCUGAUUGCUACUGUGAAUGGUCUAGGUAGAAUAUGGUCUUGUAAGAGACUCCUCCAUGGACUGGGUCAGAAUCAAUGCCUUGUUCCAUCCAGUGUCAUUAUACUCACAAUAUUACUCACUUGAUUGUCUGCUCUAGUCUGUUUUCACCGGCUACAUUGAACAACAAGUCAGCGUUGAGCAGAAAUGUCUUGAGUCAGAAUGAUCACAAAAGUGAAGGUAUCAUCACAAGAUUUGAUGCCUGAACAGUCAACUGGACAUGUGGGUCAUCCCUUGCAUAGUAAAAUGUAAGGUCUGAAGGUGUGAAUGGUUAGGCAUGUGAAGUGUUCAUGUCUCCUGUAGAUGAACUGGAAGAAUACAAGAAGAGCUCUAUGUGAGGUCUUAUUUGAAGUGUUGAUCUAGGUUGUACUUCCUGGUACAUUUUUCAACAAGGAACAUGGAAGAAUGGCUAAUGCUGCUUCACCAUCAACAAAGAUUAUUGUCAGUAGUUUGAAAAUGUCUGAAGUUCUGACAUCUCUGACAUCUGCCACUUC